This is a messenger RNA of Sceloporus undulatus (fence lizard), 4532 nucleotides long. It is a transcript of the gene MED19, whose product is annotated as mediator complex subunit 19. Gene Ontology annotation, cellular component: mediator complex. Gene Ontology annotation, molecular function: transcription coregulator activity; transcription factor binding. Gene Ontology annotation, biological process: positive regulation of transcription by RNA polymerase II. The transcript has 5 exons. Lineage: Eukaryota; Metazoa; Chordata; Lepidosauria; Squamata; Phrynosomatidae. The record is from RefSeq and is a predicted model, not a curated record. Bases 101 to 829 code for a protein of 242 amino acids.
GGCAGAGGCGGGCCCAAGGCUCUCCAAUGGAAUCAAAGGAAACGCAUGAGGCGGCCGAGACGCGGAGCCAAUAGGAGGAGCCUGCGCGGAGGACGCCGGGAUGAUGGAGAAUUUUUCCGCUCUCUUCGGAGGGAGCGAGCCUCCUCCGCCCUCCGCGGGUACGGCGCUGGGCUUCGGCCCCGGGAAACCAGGCGGGCCUGUGACUGGGCCCUCUCCCGUCCCUGCGGUGACCCCCGUCGGGGAAGAGGCGGCCCGCAAAGCAGCGGUGGCGGCGGCCAGCGGACCCUUCUACCUAAUGCGCGAGUUGCCAGGUACCACUGAACUUACAGGAAGCACAAACCUGAUUACUCACUACAACCUGGAGCAUGCUUACAACAAAUUUUGUGGCAAAAAGGUGAAAGAGAAGCUCAGUAACUUUCUGCCAGAUCUGCCAGGAAUGAUCGAUUUGCCAGGCUCUCAUGAUAACAGCAGUCUGCGCUCGCUCAUUGAGAAGCCUCCCAUCUGCGGAAGUUCAUUCAACCCCAUCACUGGCACCAUGCUAACAGGAUUUCGGCUCCACGCAGGCCCGCUGCCAGAACAGUGUCGCUUAAUGCACAUUCAGCCACCUAAGAAAAAAAACAAGCACAAACACAAGCAGAGCCGUACCCAGGAUCCUGUCCCUCCAGAAACUCCUUCAGAUUCUGACCACAAGAAAAAAAAGAAGAAAAAAGAGGAUGAUCCUGAGCGGAAAAGAAAGAAGAAGGAGAAAAAGAAAAAGAAGAAUCGGCAUAGCCCUGAACAUCCAGGUGUGGGCAGUUCUCAAGCCAGCAGUAGCAGCAGCCUCCGAUAAAAGCCCUGCCAAAGAUUACAGUGGGGAAACUGCUCCAGGAAGGUACUACCGGGAAGUAACUUGCUUAGAAGAGGAAGAGCAAUAAUGUGGGAGCCAUUGUCAACUCACAUACUUCCUUUGCCGCUUAUGCAGAAACAUAUAGACAAUAACUACUUGGUGGAAGUUCUAGGAGUCCACUGGUCUCACCACAACAGACACAGACUUUGCCUUGGACUUUGAUGCAGGCUGGUGUUUGUACGGGAGUCCUGUUUCUGUUUGUUUUUUGUACAAAAUUAUCCUGACUUAGUUGGGAUGUUUCUUUUCCAUAUUAUAAUUAAAUCUCUGUUGGAGGAGAUGCUUGUGAUUUGAAAGAAUCCUGACCUCUGGAACCUCUUUUCCCCUUUUCCUCCAUGUUGUGGGCUUGCAAACAACUCUGUGGUUGAUAGAUGAUGAGCAACUCCAGACCUCCUUUAUGUGGUGUGGCGUUGUCUGAGGCUAGUGGAUGAGCAAGCAGUCUGCCCUGUUGUGGCUCUGCAUAAGUAAGAGGAGAAACAGCAGACAUUUAAGCUGGGAAUAGAAUGCAAUGUUUAAUUUCAUCUCCCAGGUAUUUGUCAGUGAAUAGGCCUAGUUAAGGAUCAGAUGGACAGCUAAAUGAAAAACAUUGACCAAAAUUCCUUUAACAGUGGAAAUAUGUCAGAGUUGAGAAGCUAAAUUGUGAGUCUAAGGACAGAAUUUGUUUUGGGAUUCUCUUCCCCAAGGACUAGCUUAUUGGGUAAAGGCUGCUCAGCAUGUCUCUUAAUAAGAAAAAAAGAUUUAAUAUUUGUUAGCAGGGGAAAGAAAUCCCCAACAGACAUAAACUGAAGAGAUUAAAGACUCUUUCGUCCACAAAUUCUGAGCUGGGCAUAGACCAAUUAUCUGCCCUAUUUCUUCUGUAGUAUACAUCUGUAUUACUACCUCAUUGUGAGCACCCUGGCAGAAAUUGUUACUUUAAUUUUCAGGUGAUCAUCUUCUCUGCUUUUACCUGUUUUGGUUCUAAACUACACAAAACAGUGACAAGCCUGGACCCCUGAACAGCAACUGCUGGGGAAAAAGUCCUUUUGGUAAAUGACAAAAGAAACGUAGGCCAGUGUCACUGCUGCCUCGUGUUGCCUUGCCUUAAAAAAGGGUAAUUCCAUCCUCUUGACAGAAGGAAUGGAAUGAGGUCGGAUCUGUGCUUUAAUCAGAAUACCAUUUGUUGACAAGUUAAACACAACAUGAAAUGUCCCUGAUCAUAGCUCCCAUAGUUAUUUCUGGAGUUGAGUGGAGAGUUCAGCAUUGAAGCUGUGGCAUAGCAAGUAGCAAUUUGUCUGCCCGAAGUAAAAAGACAGGUGCAGUUUGUGUGUACCUGUCUCACUGCUAACUGCUUCAAGGGGACAGUUUCUAGAAUAUGUGAAACAAGUUUUAAAAACUGGAUUAGAUCCAAAUCCUGCCACAAGCCGUUACCUUUACAGAAAUAAGAUGUCUGGAAAUCUGCCCAGGGAUCUCCCUUGUCAAGUCUAGCUUUGCACUUUUCAUGAAGGUGAGCUGAUGAGAGGCAGAAAAAUAAAUGGAGAUGCUCUGGCUUACAGUAUUAUUAAAUAGGUUUUCAAAUGUCUGGUUCUGCAUUUUUACUCUUUCUUGUGCUGCCUUGCUUGUACAGGAGAGUGCUUCAUCCCAAAGGAAUGCAUUCCAUGCAGUGGAAGAAUUACUAUACUUACUUUCUCUCUUUGUGGACUUCCAUUUAGUUUCAUUGUUAAUCAGCUGGGAAGAGCGAGAAGUGUGGUUGUGAAAAACCCUUGAGCAACUAUGUCAAGAGCUACUUAUCUAAAUACCUCCUUUAAUAACUAAAAAUAAUGUAAAUGUAAGAGUCUUGUUCUUGGUGAACAGCACUGAGUUCUCUGUCCCUACACACAGCUUUAGGUGGAUGGUUAUCUAAGCAGUGGAAGGUUCCAUCAAGUUCUUAAGUACCUAAAUGUAGAGGUUUAGAAAUGCAGUAAUGGACUAUGAAUUGCAGCACUUUUUUGUAUCAUAUUUGGAUCAAAACUCUGCAUAUUUACAUUUUAAAGCUUUCUGAUCAUCAGACUCACAAGAUAAGGUAUAUGAAUGUGGGAUGUACUCUGCUGUUGUAUGUCAAGGCUAGUAGAAUUUCUGCACCUAUGCCUCUGGCCUUUGUUAUUAGCAGUCCACUAAUCCAAAUGCAUUCUGUGGUCCAUUGCAGCUACUGUCCCAUCUGAAAAGGCCUGUGUGUUGUACGAAACAUAAGUAAUGGGAAUACAAGUCUAUUUGUCAUUCAGAUGUCCAUUUUUUUUCUGCCUGAAAAAAAUUGUACUGCUGUUGGAGAUACAUUCCUUGCAAAUUAUCUUCUCAGGGAAAUCUCUUUAUAAUGCCCUCUCUACCAGAGAGUGCAGCUCCAUUCCUUCUAAAGAAAAUGGGGGCAAGAAUGUGCUCCCUAUGCUGGGUUACAGGCUACAUUGAUCAAAUAUGUCAUAGAAAGGUUAGUACAAACCAUCACUUGGCAAAACGAGGGUGAGCUUCUGGAUAACAGCAUGAUUCCCAUAGGUUGAAAUAUGCACGUCUGUGUGUAUUCUGUGCCUGGGAUGUAUCUUACUGUAAGGUAUUCUUGAAAACAGUAGCUUCUAUCCUUCACACUCAGUUUUCUUGAUAGAACCAAAGUGUUUUUCUGUAGGGCUGCAGUGUAAAGGCUCUAGGCAAAAUAGGGAUGAAAUGGGUCCAAUGUGGCUUGCUAAAUGCAAGUAUUGAAGGCUAAUAAGGAAUAAUUCUGACCUCUCUGCUUUUGUCCCUGCCUAUACAACUGAAUGUUUGAAAUAAUCUAUGUUAAUAAUAUGUUUACACUACUACAUUAACCAAAUUUACUAGUUUUUGGAAGCAUAAUCCAGUAUACAGUGGACCCUUUGUAGCCAUUGGGGUUUGGUUCCUGGGUUCCCCACAGAUAGGAAAAGAUGUGGAUGAUCGCUCCCCAUAUUAAAUGGCAGUGACAUGAAUGCAGACGUACUGAAGUGUGCACAUUGCCAUUUAAUAAUAUGGGACAUGACCCGCAGUCUCUUGAAAUUGUGGAUCUGGAGCCUGUGGUUCCAGAGGUUCCACUGUAAUUUCAGUGUGGCAGUGUUGCUGCUGUCCUUGAAACAAUUUGACUUCAGUUUCUUAUUACCUUUGCUGAAUAUUUGGGACUAUUGGAUUUAAGGAACACUAGUAGUUAUGUAUCCCAUCUCCAUUCUUUUCACCUACUACUUUUACAGAGAAUAAAAUAAUAAAUGGGGGCACAACCAUACAUGAAGUUUGUAUAACAAACUUUUAUUUACUGGUCUGUCUAAUAUAUUAGCUAUCUUGAGGUGCACUUUGAGUGUGGAGAGAGGCAUAUAUAUAAAAAGAUUUAUACAGCUUGAUGAGAACCUGAAGAAUAAAGUAGAAAUCUAAUAACACUAGGAGGAGAUUGAACUCUUGCAAGAUAACUUUUAAAAUCAUUUGUUCCUGUUAAAGUGAACAGUAAACUGUUGUGAUUCAUUGUUUCUGUGCUGAAGUAAGUGGCUGUGCUGUUUCUUGCACAACUUUUUUAUGUGUUACCUUCUAUGCCGGUGGGGGCGGGGGAGGCGGUUUAAAGUGAUAAAAUGACAUAACGUUUGAAAAAUUCCUGUAACUUAACAUAUGUUUAAAACUAACUCUUGAAAUUAAAUAGAAACUUAAUUGA